Peniophora sp. CBMAI 1063 is the source of this 1566-nucleotide messenger RNA. The record is from the annotation of a GenBank genome assembly. NCBI's taxonomy places the organism in Eukaryota, Fungi, Basidiomycota, Agaricomycetes, Russulales, Peniophoraceae.
AUGGUCAGGACAUCGCCAACGUAUCUUCACUCCGCGCUGUGCGCAUUGCUCCUCGUCGUCCUCUCUUUGAUCAUUGCUCCUAUCACUGCUACUCUUGUGGGGCUCGCUAUCCUUUACAAUGCUCUCAACCCGCUCAAUGUGGCCUCGCGCCCCGAGCGCAAGACGGUGCUCAUAACCGGAGCGCGCAACACCAAAUGCCUGUUCCUCGCCCGGACCUUCAGUCGCGCAGGCUGUCGCGUCAUCGUCGCAGAAGAGCCCGACUGGUUUGGUCUGAACAUGACACGCUUCUCGAAAGCUGUCAAACAAUACCACCCGUUGCCCGACCCGGCCAUCUCAGCGCAACUUUAUAAAGAUGCAAUUGUGAACCUUGUCUUGCGAGAACGCGUCAACGUCUUUCUACCGUGCUCUAGUCCAUCUUACACCGUCCUUGAUGCCAUAGCUGCACUCGCUAUCACGCACAGGGCGCCCAGAUGCACGUCCUUCAUCCCACACCCUGAUCUCGUUACCGCGCUAGAUCGCAAGGACGAGUUCAUAUCACUGUGCAAGUGCCUCGACAUGCCGGUACCUGCUAGUCGUCUCGUUCGGUCUGUCGAAGAGGCCGUGGACUGGCUUCAUUCACCCGAUACUACCAUUGCCGGCCAGCAGUACAUCACCAAGGGAUUGGCGUUUGAUGACCUCGCGCGUACGGACAUGACGCCUCUCCCUCUGGCGACCCCCGCGCAGACGAAGGUGCAUCUUGAACAUCUACCUCUUCCCAUCAGUCCCCGCCACAAUUACGUCAUUCAACAUCUUCUUCGCGGCCCUGAAUACUGUACCCACGCUGCCGUCCGCGACGGCGAGCUCGUGGCGUUCGUCACCUGUCGCAGUAGCGACAUGCUCAUGCGCUACGUCGACGUCAAGUCGCGAUUCUCUGCUCAAUCGGAAGAGGAGCGUGCCAAGGAGUACGCCGUCGGGGUACAGGCCGAGGACUGGACGCGAACUUUCCUAGCUCGUUGGAAGGACAAGUUGGAGCGAGACAAGGACAUGAGCGGGAAGUCCGUCCGAGAACUCACGGGGCACUUCUGCGUCGACUUCAUCCUGAACGAAGCUGAUGGACAACUGUAUCCCAUCGAAUGCAACCCUCGUGCUCAUACUGCGGUGGUACUCUUCGCUGGCAUCCCUCAGCUCGCAUCGUACUACCUUGGCACAGCAUCGGGUACUGCAUACCCUGCCGCAACGGCACGCCCUAAUUCGUGGCUCGCGCAUUCCCUUCCCCUUGCUCUCGCCUCGAUGCUCCCCCUUUCUCUCGCGGGCAAUCUUCAUCCACUCCUUGCGAACCCAGGUACCCCUAGAGACCCGACCUCCUCGCCUCAAGCAGAGAGCAGCGCACCUUUUGCGCUUCUCGCACAAUACAUCACGGGCACGGAGAUUGAUCCCGUCUGGGAUGUGCGCGAUCCUGUGCCGUUCUUCGUGCUGGUUCACCUAACUUGGCCCUGGGUGCUCCUCAGAACGCUCUUCAGUGGGAAAGCUUGGAGCAGGGUCAAUGCAAGCACCAUGAGGGUGUGGGGUGCACCUAGGAUGGAAUGA